Molecule: messenger RNA, 4228 nt
Organism: Amoebophrya sp. A120
Lineage: Eukaryota; Dinophyceae; Syndiniales; Amoebophryaceae
Source: the annotation of a GenBank genome assembly
AGAAAACCCCCAAUAACUACGUGAUAAUAACCAAUCCUCUCUAUGGUAUGACACCCCCCUUGACAAUGAAAAUGAAAUCAACUUUUUGUUUUUGCAAAAAAACACCAAAGCCCCUGUUGUAGGUAGAAGAUAAUGUGGUCCCCCACACAGUGUGAAACAUGAUCCCAUAUUCAGUUGUCCCCAAAUAAUCAAACAAAUUCAUUCCCCGGGCCAUGUACAGCAUGGAGGAGCUUGUUUUCGUUCCGAUCUGAUCAUCGCAGGGGCACGACAUCAAGGCUGACGUAGAGCAGGUGGUCGUCGAGCAAACAGAUCUAGGAGCGCGAAUGAUGAAGUGGAUAUGGCAGCAAGAGGGUCGUGGUGGUCCUGGUCCUGCAGCAAGCGGCAGCAGCCAGGAGACGAAGGACGAUGAUCAUGAAGAAAGACCUGCGUCAGGGUCAGCCGUUCCCAACGACCUCGACGUACGACGACCCCGGGGCUCGUCAAUUCCAUCGCGGCAUUCUUGUGCGGCCGACAUAAACGUAGAGCGAAGGUGGAUACUAGGGAGACAACCAUCUAGGCGGACAAGCGAGGCGGGUAAUACUACCAGUGCCAGCGCUACUAGCGCUAUGAGACGGCAUCAAGUGCGAAGAAAUCCACGAGAUAAAAGAUGCAGGAUAUUGAUGCUACCGCGCUGUCCCAGUAGCGGUCGAACACAUCAUCAUAGAGACGCAACUGUUCAUCGUUGCAAAAGACGUCAGACCACAACCACAUCUUUACAAGUACCUAGCGGCCCUGCAUCUGUUGCAGAACGAGGACCGUUUGCUCGGAAAGUUGUACAGCGACGUGGAACUGCAGCGUUCGUCUAUGGUUGCCGCGACGUCGCACCUGCGUCCUCGGCGGGUAAAAAUAUCAAUCUGCCGAUGUGGCGUUUUAUUCUGGCGACACUACUCGGGACGACGACGACUACGUUGUUUGCAGAACCUUUUUGGUCGACGUUUCUUGUUCACCAUAGACCCCUUGUCUCCGAAGAUGAACCGGACCACAAGCGAUGUGGCUGCUCGAAUCACCACGAGCUCAGACGAACUUACAGCAAGCAAAAUUCACUUCUUCAGACGCGUGCCCGCAUCGGAAAAGAAACGCGCUUAAAUUCACUUCCGUCAGGCAGGAGCACCAGCGCGGCAUGGUCCUUUGUCCAAGUCGUGCAGGGGUACCAACUCCAGGUCACUCGGCGAGGAAAAAGAAGUAGCAGAGCUAAGAUGAUUGGACGACGGUCGAGCGCGAAGUACAGAAGAGAUAGAGGCGGUGACGUGCCGAGGAGGUCGUCCGCGCUAGUGCGUGCGAUAUUGAAAGGUCGGGCAGGCACGAGGAACAUAUCGAAGCCGCGAGAGGGCAACUCUGUCGCUUCUGUUGUCGGAGUUGCAGAAGUAGAUCAAGCGCCUCCAUCUCCCAGCGCACAAACCAGAGAUCAUAGACCAGAAACCUCGAAGAUAGGAGGUCAGGUGCCAGUACUAGCAGACAAUGCUGUCUCAUCGUCAUCUUCGAACAAUAACGAGCAGCGCGACAGCAAAGCUGAUACAGUGGAAUCCAGAUCCGGCACUAAUUUCCAGGAGCUCAAAUCCUCGGUCAGCAGUAGAGCAGAGAAAAGGACGACAAAAGAAGAAGAACAGCAACGACAACAGUCGCAUACGCAACUCGACUCUGCUUCCUCGGCCUCCUCACAGAGGAACAAGCAUCAGCAAGAAUCUUCUACUGCGCGUGGGCGCAUGCACCAACACCGCUUGUUCAGCCUGGCUUCUAGAGAAGGGCAGACGGAGCAGCGCGCGCGGAGCGGAGAGGAGUGCGUGGAGACGAAGAGUUGCACCUCCUCGACGCGCCAGCGGUGCUACGUGAAGGAAGGCACUGUCGAAGAACCCACCUCCGCCUUUUGUCUCGACACGGGCUCUUGCGAGACGGAGCAAAACAGCGAGACGUGGAACUGCGGCGUUCUAAUGACGGAAGAGGAAGCUGCGCUUUCUGUUUCUGCGGAGGCCACGAACCUGGGUCUCGUGAUGGGCCUGGUUGUGCUCGGCAUGGUUUUAGUCGGCACGAUCUUGAUCUCCAUCCUCUUUUUCGCCGGUGUACUCACCUGCGGCGACGCGGACACCACGGCGUCGCCAAAUUCGUCGGGAAAGCGCAACAAGAAAGGAAGCCGCGACUCGACGGACACCAGCGACAGCAAUAAUUCCAGCGACGAAGAGAAGAAGAAGAGCAAAAGACGGAAGGGGAGGAAGAGCUCCUCCGAUGACAGUGAUGACAGUGGUGCGAAAAAGAAGAAGCGCAGUUCUUCGGAAGAUGCGAGCGACACCAGCGGGGACGUGCACCAGUCUUUUUCGAACAAGGCCGCCACCCAGUCGUUCUCCAACAAGGCCGCCACCCAGUCAUUCUCGCAGAAGGCCGGCACGCAGUCUUUUUCCCAAAAAGCGAACCAGUCGUCCGGCAAGAAAAAGAACAACAGCGACAGCGACGACGCUCCAACCUCCUCGACGCCGGGAAGCGACGAUGAUUCCGAGUCCGGUGAUGGGAGCAAUUUGAAUUCCUACACGUCCAACAUGCAUUCCAGCGAGGCAUUCUCGGGCGGGCACCAAGGCGGCCAGUCCCACGAGAGCUUCCAUGGGAGCAAGGGAACCAAGGACAAGAAACAGCUGCUGAGCAAGAACAGCAGCGACGACACGCUGUUCCACGAGGGCUCCGGCAACAUCGGCAGCUUCAGCAACGUGGGCAUGGGCAGCUUCAGUGGCAGCGCCCGGAGCUCGACCAAAGACGAAAGUAAGAAGGACAAGAAGGACAAGGAGAAACAGCGCAUCCUCGAGAAGCAGAAGGAGAAGGAGCGCCAGAAAGCGGAGAAGGAAAGAGAGAAGAAGGAAAAGAAAGAGAUGAAGAAAGAAAAGAAGCAAGAGAAUAAAGUACCGGACAAAGAAAAGGUGUACGACACGCACGACAAUUUCAAACUGGACUCCGGGCUUGCGGGCGGUGCUCCGCCCGGGCGUGCUUCGCAAGCGCCUGGCGGGGCGCGGCCCUCUUUUUUCGACGCCGCGUUCGGACAGUUAGGCAAGCAGACCCCGGCCGCGGACAAGGACAAGAAAAAGGACAUAAACUCUUCGAAAGACACCGACCAGGGGGAGCAGAAGGGGAUGGGCAGCUUUUCCGGGACCAGCACCAGCGAGAGCAGCUCUGGGGACGAUUCGAAGAACGCCAGCAAGUCCAAAAAGUCAAGCCGGAAACCGCAGGCGGGGGGUAGCGCCAUAGCGAAGGCGAUGGCGGCCCGCGCUUCCAAGAUUGUGUCCGAUGCGCCCAUGUCGGGCAAGGACGCGCCCACGUCGGGCAAAGAGAAAGACAAAAGCGGCGGGGGCGCGCGGAAGUCGAUUUUAGCGGCGGCAAUGAUGGGCGGCAGCAGCGGCGCCAAGAGCGGUAUUAGCUCGGUCUCGAAGAGCGGCCUUACCUCGACCUCCGGAGACAGCGAGAUAGGCAGCAGCGCCGACAGGAAAAAGAAAAAGGCGACGGGCUCGGGUUCAAGAAAAUCCGUUGCCCCCGGCGGAAGAAAGUCUGCCCGCCCGUCAACAAGAAGCAAAACGCCGACGAGUAAGAAAAUGAAGAGCAAGAGUCCAGCCUCCAUGAAGUCCAAAAUGGAUAGCACAAUCGUUUCUUCGCCUAUGGACGCAGAAAAUAGAAGCUCGGUACUGAACGCGCGAGCCACGGCGCGCGCUUCUGCCAUACCACCGAUUGAUUUCGCAACCAUCCAGCCCGACGCCGGGACCACCCUGGACGACGCCAGGGCUAUUGCGCGCGCAAGCACCACCGCGCCGCGGCUCAGCACAAAGCCCCGCCCAUCGUCGAAAAGCCCGCGGGCGAGCAAACGGGGAGGUUCCCGACGGUCGGUCAGGUAGGUUAGGUUCGAAGUGGUGAGGCAUUCAAAGAUUAGGCACUACUUGUUUCAAGCUUGACUUGAUAAUCUCUUUAUGUAAAAAUCAAUUAUGUUUGUUUUUUUCCGCAUCUUCGCCCAUUAGUUUAUCUUUUCAUUUUCUGUAAUUAGAAGUGUGUAAACCGAAAUUCCUCGUGUUGUACCAUGUGAUAAGCAAUACAUAUUAUCUCAACCGGCAGCUUUUUAUCUGUUGCAUGACAGCGCCCAUUUCUAGACCUAGACUUUUAGAAUACACCCAAUAUGCUAUUCCCAAGAUGAAACUCAAAGUCUCUCUUAUUCUUCCCGUUUGAU